GGAACGGCGGGGGGACGUUUCAACUCUCACCUGAUAGGACAAGUGGAGCAAGCUGGUAGCAGUUCCUGGAAUGAUUCCCAGAUAAUACACAUACUGAUAAAUAUGAGUGCACUUAUGACACACCCAGUGGCCUAGUAUGAGCCAGAGAAGCAGCUCUUGUCUGUGGACAUCAGUUCCUCAGGUUUCUCCCGCACCAUGUGACCGCUACAAGCAUGCUUCUUGUGUCUGCAGAGGAAAUGUCUACCUGCUGGGAGGUAGAGAGAGGCACUCAUUAAAGGAUUUCUGGAAAUAUAAUGUCAUGUGUAACGUGUGGAUUGAGCUGGACUGUAAUGAUGACAAGGCACCUGAAGAGCUUGAGGAACACAGCAUGGUGGCACGUCAGGGUGUUCUCUGUGUUUUUGGAGGCCUAAGAGGUACAGCAUAUUCUAAAUCAAAAAUACCACUCUGGCUAUUUGAUACAGCUAUGGAGCAAUGGUUGCAUUCACAAGUGAAAAACUCUUCUUCUCAGAAUGAUGCGCCAAGCAACAGAAAGGGACACAGUGCUGUUGUUUUUGGAUCCUCCAUGUAUGUUUAUGGUGGAUACAAUGACAUGCAAAGGACCUUACAGGAAUUCUGGGCAUAUGACUUUGACUCUGGGGUGUGGUCAUUGUUGAGCAAAGGACAAGUAGGUCCUGGACCUAGGCAUAGUCACUCUGUCAUGGUCCACCAGGAUUCCAUGUACCUGUAUGGUGGCCUGCAAGGCCUAAAAGAGCAGAGAGACCUGUGGAGAUGGAACUUUCUCAGCCAAACCUGGAGCUCCAUGAGAGUCUUCUCAGGGCCCUCUAAACUGAUGGGCCACUCUGCCGUGUUGUACAAGGACAGCAUGCUGCUCUUUGGUGGAGGUGUGACCCAGAGUGCCCCCAGCAACUGCCUGUGGGGGUUCAGUCUUACCACACUGAACUGGGAGAAGCUGCUCUCACUGCCGGGAUCCACCGCUCCCUGUCGGAUUCACCACUGCAGUGUGGGUCUCGGCCCAAACUUUAAACCUGGACCACACACUGACAUCAUCAAUAAGGAAAUCUCCACAUCCAACAGUUUGAUCAAGCUCAGACCAUUUAAGAACAAGUGUGUCCCAUCCACGCUAUCCACAGGGCAGCCUAGGGAGGAUAUUGAGCUCCAGACGACACAAACUUGGAAGAAAAAUGGGCUGAGGGACAAUAGCCUGGGCUUUGAAGGGUCUGAGACACAGGGCAACUCCCUCACCGCAGUGACCCAGCAAGAUGUCAGAAAGAAAGGCAACAGUGAGAACUCAGCAGAGGAAACAGAGGACGGCCUGGUAAAGCCCAUGCCAAACCUACUGCUCAUAUUAGGCGGUAAACCUCUCAAAGAGCAUGCUUCCAUUUCAGUGUGGAAAAUGACAUGGGCAGACAACUGACUUAGAGAAGCUGAUCCCUUCUUUAGCUGAAACGAAAUUAUCUGAUUAUAAGUAUAUACAAUACCCCUGCACAAACAUUACUCAAAGAGCUUGUUUCCAUUGUGUUCCUCAUAAAUACAUAUGAUACUUUCUCUGAAACAAUAGAAUAGCUUUUUGGUGAUACAAUAUAAGGACAUACAGGCAUAUUUUAUAUAGUGUUUAAGCAAGAUGUUGUACACUGGUGGCAUUGUAAUAUAUUUCAAAAAAAAUAAAGGUUAUUGCAUUAUUUGGCAAUUAUUUUUAUGUUCAAAUUUUGUUCAGUGUAUUAUUUAUUAUAAAUUAUUAAGCCUAUAAUUGUCAGUAUUUAUUUGUAUUAGGAUUUUUAUACCAUAUUGAAUAACUUUGCUUUGUGAAAAUAAUAUUAGUUCUAGAUUUUAUUUUCUGGAAAGUUUUAAAUAAAUUUUGUAACUUUUCUGGGGAGAAUUUACUUUCUAUAUAUUCUUCUAAAAAGGUUAUAUAGGCUAAACUUAAUAUUCAGUAAUUGCUGAUGUUGUUCAUGUUUUCAGAACACAUAGCUUGGUAACAGAUACAGUGCUCAUAUUGGUGCAAGCAACAUAAAUUUUUCAGUACUUCUAUUUUGAACUUUGUUUAAU
Messenger RNA from Electrophorus electricus (electric eel), 2046 nucleotides. It is a transcript of the gene klhdc3l, whose product is annotated as kelch domain containing 3-like. Gene Ontology annotation, molecular function: protein binding. NCBI's taxonomy places the organism in Eukaryota, Metazoa, Chordata, Actinopteri, Gymnotiformes, Gymnotidae. The record is from RefSeq and is a predicted model, not a curated record. Gene Ontology annotation, cellular component: Golgi apparatus.